Messenger RNA from Nomascus leucogenys (northern white-cheeked gibbon), 2954 nucleotides. It is a transcript of the gene PLK2, whose product is annotated as polo like kinase 2. Lineage: Eukaryota; Metazoa; Chordata; Mammalia; Primates; Hylobatidae. Gene Ontology annotation, cellular component: centrosome; spindle pole; cytoplasm. Gene Ontology annotation, molecular function: protein serine/threonine kinase activity; ATP binding; protein binding. Gene Ontology annotation, biological process: mitotic cell cycle; protein phosphorylation; regulation of cytokinesis. The record is from RefSeq and is a predicted model, not a curated record.
GCGCGCGGCCCCGCUCUGAAGCGAGACCCGGGUGGCGGGACAAGACCUGCUUCCCGGCCAAGCGCGCUCGGCCGGCCGUAGGGCGGGGCAUCGGCCGUGAUGUGGUGCCGCGUAUCGAGUCUCCGCCCCCUUCCCGCCGCCCCAUAUAUAAGACUUCGCCGAGCGUUGUUACUCGCACAAGUGGACUGGGGUGUUGGGUGCUCGUCGGCACCAGAGGCAAGGGUGCGAGGGCCACGGCCGGCUCGGACGUGUGACCGCGCCUAGGGUUGGCAGCGGGCAGUGCGGGGCGGCAAGGCGACCAUGGAGCUUUUGCGGACUAUCACCUACCAGCCAGCCGCCAGCACCAAAAUGUGCGAUCAGGCGCUGGGCAAGGGUUGCGGAGCGGACUCGAAAAAGAAGCGGCCGCCGCAGCCCCCCGAGGAAUCGCAGCCACCUCAGUCCCAGGCGCAAGUGCCCCCGGCGGCCCCGCAUCACCAUCACCACCAUUCGCACUCGGGGCCGGAGAUCUCGCGGAUUAUCGUCGACCCCACGACGGGGAAGCGCUACUGCCGGGGCAAAGUGCUGGGAAAGGGUGGCUUUGCAAAAUGUUACGAGAUGACAGAUUUGACAAAUAACAAAGUCUACGCCGCAAAAAUUAUUCCCCACAGCAGAGUAGCUAAACCUCAUCAAAGGGAAAAGAUUGACAAAGAAAUAGAGCUUCACAGAAUUCUUCAUCAUAAGCAUGUAGUGCAGUUUUACCACUACUUUGAGGACAAAGAAAACAUUUACAUUCUCUUGGAAUACUGCAGUAGAAGGUCAAUGGCUCAUAUUUUGAAAGCAAGAAAGGUGUUGACAGAGCCAGAAGUUCGAUACUACCUCAGGCAGAUUGUGUCUGGACUGAAAUACCUUCAUGAACAAGAAAUCUUGCACAGAGAUCUCAAACUAGGGAACUUUUUUAUUAAUGAAGCCAUGGAACUAAAAGUUGGGGACUUCGGUCUGGCAGCCAGGCUAGAACCCUUGGAACACAGAAGGAGAACGAUAUGUGGUACCCCAAAUUAUCUCUCUCCGGAAGUCCUCAACAAACAAGGACAUGGCUGUGAAUCAGACAUUUGGGCCCUGGGCUGUGUAAUGUAUACAAUGUUACUAGGGAGGCCCCCAUUUGAAACUACAAAUCUCAAAGAAACUUAUAGGUGCAUAAGGGAAGCAAGGUAUACAAUGCCGUCCUCAUUGCUGGCUCCUGCCAAGCACUUAAUUGCUAGUAUGUUGUCCAAAAACCCAGAGGAUCGUCCCAGUUUGGAUGACAUCAUUCGACAUGACUUUUUUUUGCAGGGCUUCACUCCGGACAGACUGUCUUCUAGCUGUUGUCAUACAGUUCCAGAUUUCCACUUAUCAAGCCCAGCUAAGAAUUUCUUUAAGAAAGCAGCUGCUGCUCUUUUUGGUGGCAAAAAAGACAAAGCAAGAUAUAUUGACACACAUAAUAGAGUAUCUAAAGAAGAUGAAGACAUCUACAAGCUUAGGCAUGAUUUGAAAAAGACUUCGAUAACUCAGCAACCCAGCAAACACAGGACAGAUGAGGAGCUCCAGCCACCUACCACCACAGUUGCCAGGUCUGGAACACCCGCAGCAGAAAACAAGCAGCAGAUUGGGGAUGCUAUUCGGAUGAUAGUCAGAGGGACUCUUGGCAGCUGCAGCAGCAGCAGUGAAUGCCUUGAAGACAGUACUAUGGGAAGUGUUGCAGACACAGUGGCAAGGGUUCUUCGGGGAUGUCUGGAAAACAUGCCAGAAGCUGAUUGCAUUCCCAAAGAGCAGCUGAGCACAUCAUUUCAGUGGGUCACCAAAUGGGUUGAUUACUCUAACAAAUAUGGCUUUGGGUACCAGCUCUCUGACCACACCGUUGGUGUCCUUUUCAACAAUGGUGCUCACAUGAGCCUCCUUCCAGACAAAAAAACAGUUCACUAUUACGCAGAGCUUGGCCAAUGCUCAGUUUUCCCAACAACAGAUGCUCCUGAGCAAUUUAUUAGUCAAGUGACGGUGCUGAAAUACUUUUCUCAUUACAUGGAGGAGAACCUCAUGGAUGGUGGAGAUCUGCCUAGUGUUACUGAUGUUCGAAGACCUCGGCUCUACCUCCUUCAGUGGCUAAAAUCUGACAAGGCCCUAAUGAUGCUCUUUAAUGAUGGCACCUUUCAGGUGAAUUUCUACCAUGAUCAUACAAAAAUAAUCAUCUGUAGCCAAAAUGAAGAAUACCUUCUCACUUACAUCAAUGAGGAUAGGAUAUCUACAACUUUCAGGCUGACAACUCUGCUGAUGUCUGGCUGUUCAUUAGAAUUAAAAAAUCGAAUGGAAUAUGCCCUGAACAUGCUCUUACAAAGAUGUAACUGAAAGACUUUUCGAAUGGACCCUAUGGGACUCCUCUUUUCCACUGUGAGAUCUACAGGGAAGCCGAUAGAAUGAUCUGGAGCAUGUUGAAGAAGAUGGACAUGUGGUGGUACGAAAACAAUUCCCUUGUGGCCUGCUGGACUGGGUGGAACCAGAACAGGCUAAGGCAUACAGUUCUUGACUUCGGACAAUCCAAGAGUGAACCAGAAUGCAGUUUUCCUUGAGAUACCUGUUUUAAAAGGUUUUUCAGACAAUUUUGCAGAAAGGUGCAUUGAUUCUUAAAUUCUCUCUGUUGAGAGCAUUUCAGCCAGAGGACUUUGGAACUGUGAAUAUACUUCCUGAAGGGGAGGGAGAAGGGAGGAAGCUCCCAUGUUGUUUAAAGGCUGUAAUUGGAGCAGCUUUUGGCUGCGUAACUGUGAACUAUGGCCAUAUAUAAUUUUUUUCAUUAAUUUUUGAAGAUACUUGUGGCUGGAAAAGUGCAUUCCUUGUUAAUAAACUUUUUAUUUAUUACAGCCCAAAGAGCAGUAUUUAUUAUCAAAAUGUCUUUUUUUUUAUGUUGACCAUUUUAAACCGUUGGCAAUAAAGAGUAUGAAAAAGCA